This is a messenger RNA of Protopolystoma xenopodis, 354 nucleotides long. The record is from the annotation of a GenBank genome assembly. NCBI's taxonomy places the organism in Eukaryota, Metazoa, Platyhelminthes, Monogenea, Polystomatidea, Polystomatidae.
AUGAGUCUCGACUUUAGCUGGUGUUUGCCCGAAGGGAAAACCUUGGAGAAGAACAGAGAGCGAAGCACCUUUAGGUGUCUCCGUGUCUCCUCUCGUGCAUGUGUGCGUGUGUGCGCUUGUGCUUGUAUGGAAUGCGGUGACAAAGCCCAUAACGCCCAUGAGUUGUCAAUUCGGCACGGCCCAACCGCACCACCACAGCAACUGGUCCACCUGUCUGAGUCCUGUCGGAUGGGUUGGGAUGGGCCCCGCAAGCACUCAUUUCUGGCCUUACCCUUCGGGGGACAGAUUCGAAGUCACCUGGUGUCCAAUGGGGCCGUCAAGCCCUUGUUGGGAAUGAUGGAGCGGCGGAGAUGA